AUGAUGACGAAACACGUGGUGUGCCUAGUGACCCUGUGGCUACUGUGGUUUGAAGACCUCGCCGCCUCCGAACACCAGCGCCCCAACAUUGUAAUCAUUGUAGCGGACGAUUUGGGUUGGAACGAUGUCAGCUUCCACGGAUCAAAUCAAAUCCCGACGCCCAAUAUCGACGCACUGGCGUACGACGGUAUCAUCCUUAACCGGCACUACGUUCCACCGCUCUGUACGCCAACCCGGGCUUCCCUUAUGACCGGCCGGCAUCCGAUGAACAUUGGCAUGCAGGACCACGUCAUCAUCUCGGACGAACCGUGGGGUCUCGGGUUGGACCAGAAGCUGAUGCCGGAGUACUUCCGUGAGGCCGGCUAUCGGACGCAUCUGGUCGGCAAGUGGCACCUUGGGUUUUUCCAGCGCGCGUACACACCAACCUACCGCGGGUUUGAGUCACACUACGGGUAUCUAGGUCCGUUCAUCGACUACUGGGAUCACAGCCUGCAGCUGACACAGUCAUCUAGCCGUGGUCUGGACAUGCGCCGCAACACCGACGUCGACUACGGCGUGAACGGAACAUACGCCACGGAUCUGUUCAACGCCGAAGCCGUUCGCAUUAUCGAAACGCACAACACCACGCAACCGCUCUUCCUGGUUGUGACUCAUUUGGCGCCACAUACCGGCAACGAGGACGAUCCCUUGCAGGCACCGGUAGACGAAAUUGCUAAAUUCACCCACAUCCAAGACCCAAAGCGCCGGAUACUGGCUGCCAUGAUAUCGCGGAUUGACACGGGGGUUGAGCAGAUCUACCACAGCUUGGAGGCACGUGGCAUGCUCGAGAAUAGCAUCAUCCUUUUCCUAGCCGAUAAUGGUGCUCCGACGGUCGGAGUUCAUGCUAACUCGGGAUCGAACCAUCCUUUGCGUGGGAUGAAAUAUUCGCCAUGGGAAGGAGCCGUUCGUGGAGCUGCGCUGAUAUGGAGCCCGCUGCUAGCCCGGAAAGGCGUCGUUUCAGAGCAAUGGCUUCACGUGAGCGAUUGGUUGCCUACGCUAGGUUUCGUGGCCGGCAUCAAGAACCUCCCAGCGGGCAGUGCCAUCGACGGUCAGAACCAAUGGAACACGCUGCAAACGGCUUCCGAAAACGGUCGCUCGAUCGUCAUGAAUAACGCAGAUGAGAUGUUUUUCUACAGCAGCUACACGAAGCACGGCUGGAAGUAUGUUAAUGGUUCGUGUUUUUCUGGAGCAUACGAUGGCUGGUUGGGGCAGUUGAACAAAGACGAUCACGUGCCCGAAGAGGAUUACUACUCAAGAUUAACGGCCGCGGGAAGUAUUGGCUCUGCAGCGCAAUUGCACAAAAGUCAAGUGCAACAGUUACGAAGCGCAGCAAGCAUUAAAUGUCCUGAAAGUAUAAAUGAAAUACCCUGCGAGCCGCUUAAACAACCGUGCUUGUUCAACAUUUUGGACGAUCCCUGUGAACGUCGGAAUUUGGCCCACGAGCAUCCCGAAAUUCUGAAUGAUCUACAAUCCGAUGUGCUGCUGUACAAAUCACAAAGUGCACGGCCUCGCAAUCAACCAGCUGACGCCAGAUCGGAUCCUGCUCUGUACAACUUCACCUGGACUUGGUGGCAGGACGAGAUCGAUGCACAAUUUUCUUCUCAUUAUUUGCUGUUUAUUGUCGCUGCAGUCGAAAUACUAGUUAUUAUGUGCAUCGUUUGCUGGAGUCAGAAAAACUUUUUCAACUAUCAAAAAUGAAACUAAAUUUUAAAAGUACAUAAGAAAAAGCUGUCAAAUCUUUUUCGUCCAAAGUUUGGUUCACUGUAAAUAAAUUCUGAACCAAUAUUUAAAAGUACUCUUCAUUCUUCAGCUGAAAUUAACAAUAUUCAUAUAGUUGCAUGGAGUUGUAGAUGCUUCAAUAAGUAGCAUAAUCAACAUAAUGAAAAUCAACAUGCAGUGGGAAUAAACCACUGAUAAAAUUACUCCCUCUCAAGUAAAAGAUCAGCGUCAUAGGUCCCCUAGUACACAGAAAAAGAUAAUAGAUUGUAACGAACAGCUAAUUAAUUACACUCCGUUCGCCAACGUGUCUGAUUGCGGGGAUUGUAGGAUAAAUUAAGAAUCUUAUCUCAACACGGUGUCAAUCAGCAUCUGUCGAUCGAUCAAGACGUACAGCACGUGUCGGCAAAAAUGGAGAUUCAGACCAUCAGUUCAAACAGAUUAGUUUUUUUCUUGUAGUUAUAAGCAUGAGUCUAGAAUGAUUCUUUAAAUAUGUGAUUUUUACUUUUUAAUCAGCUAUGUAUUACCAAAAUAAACCUGAAAAAGAUGCACUUCUAUUGAAAGCAAUUUAAAUCGCUAAGCAACUCAAGGCACUAGCUUGCAAUAAAGUAUUUCGAAAUAGUGAUUUGUAGGCAGUUCACCGCUCUGCUUCAACGCAUCACUAUCUCUACGUUGGCACUAGUAGCACAAUUUUUACAGUGUUCUCGAUUCUACCUAUCAGUCUGGCUCUGAUAUUCUCGCUUCCUCUGAAUGGAAUGAUUCGUUACAACGACCUGUAACGUCUGAUCAUUGCAAACUCUCGCAACUGGAGGAACUAUCCGUACAUGAGGCUUGCGACGACCUGUUAGCUGCUGUUUUUGUUUCUUUUUUCACUUUCUAUCAACCGUUGCUCUGCCGU
This is a messenger RNA of Anopheles nili, 2653 nucleotides long. Its product is annotated as arylsulfatase B-like. The record is from RefSeq and is a predicted model, not a curated record. Lineage: Eukaryota; Metazoa; Arthropoda; Insecta; Diptera; Culicidae. Bases 1 to 1737 code for a protein of 578 amino acids. The transcript has 5 exons.